This is a messenger RNA of Macroventuria anomochaeta, 1497 nucleotides long. RefSeq names its product BSD-domain-containing protein. Gene Ontology annotation, cellular component: cytoplasm. The record is from RefSeq and is a predicted model, not a curated record. The coding region runs from base 39 to 1349 and encodes 436 amino acids. The transcript is spliced from 3 exons. NCBI's taxonomy places the organism in Eukaryota, Fungi, Ascomycota, Dothideomycetes, Pleosporales, Didymellaceae.
CGCACCACCACUGACAGUACCUGCCAAGCUCCCACAGCAUGGAUUCUGCGUAUGAUCACAUUCAGGAGGAGAGCUACUCCCAGGAUCAGUCUAAGAAGCAGACGGGCGAAAGCAGCUCCAAUGCGCAGCCCAGCAACUUCAACACCGAGGUCCAGGAGGCAUACAAGGCUAUAUCGAGCAGUCCGUGGGCGGCAAAACUAGGGGGGUUCUGGCAGACUGCGAAGAAGCAGGGCGAACAGUACUACGACACGGCGAGCAAGCAAUACGCGUCCACCAGCAAAGAAGCAACCGUCGGCGUCUCGACCCUCAUCAGCCAUGCACGCAACCUCUCUGUCCAGGCCAACGAUGCGACUACCUCCACAGCAAAAGACGCGCCGACCGAGCAAGACGCAAGCAAGGAGGACAUGACCCCUCAUCCCGACCGCCCCGAGUCGCUUACCGCCGACAUUGUUAAAGAAGCUGAGGGGAUCCUCUCACUCUUCCGCUCCAACGCCUCCAAGCGCCUCAAAGAGCUACAGAAGGCCGAAGACGCCGCCGACGAAGCGCUGCUCAAGUUCGGCUCCAACAUCCGCAACUUCCUGAGCGAAGCCGUCAGCAUCGCGCCCCCAGCGUCCGGAUCGCAGGCCGAGAAGGACGGCGCCGUACUCUUCGAAUCAAAGGACAGCAGCGGGAAGAAGGUGGUGCACGCGACACGCUUCGACGCACAGCUCCACGUCAUUCACUCGUCUCUCGACUCGUUCCUGAAAGACCCCGCGAGCCCGCAGUGGGAGGCGUGGAAGAAGAGCUUCGACGCGGAGAAGAAGACGGAUGCCAUCGCAAAGGACUUGGAGAAACACGAGGAGCUGAGGACUGCCAUGGAGAAGGUUGUCCCCGAGAAAGUAGACUAUGCGACGUUCUGGUGCAGAUACUACUUCCUGCGCCACGUUAUCGAGAGCGAGGAGCAGCGCAGGAGGGAGAUGCUGAAGGCAUCCGCACCCGCCGACGAAGAAGAAGUAGACUGGUCCUCCGGCUCCGAGUCCGAGUCCGACGAUGACGUCGCCGCAAAAUCCACAGCCAAACCCACCACCACCGCCGCCAAGCCUUCCGAGCCAAGUCCCAAAUCCACAUCCACCUCCGACCUCACAAAGAGCCAAACAACCAUCAAGCCCGAAACUGAGUCAGACACUCUGAAGCCCGCACAACCGCGCCGCUCGAAUGACGAGAAGAGCGUAGCGGACAGUGAUGCGAGUUAUGAUCUGGUUAGUGGAGCGACAAGUCGGGCGCCGAGUCGGGCGCCGGGGAGUCCAAAGGGGAAGGCGAGUGAUACGAAGGUGGUUGAGGAGGAGAGCGAGGAUGAUGACUGGGAGUAGCCUCAAUGAAGCUUGUUUGUAUUGGCGCAAGGGCGUUUGGGGAGAGGUAGCGAUCGUCAUGUGCCAACGAUCAGGAAUCAUGACUCUGGAUAUGGAUACACGCAUAAGCACAUCAAUUGGAGAAUUUCAUUGCGGGUCUUGGGCUUGG